Molecule: messenger RNA, 2659 nt
Organism: Lepisosteus oculatus (spotted gar)
Lineage: Eukaryota; Metazoa; Chordata; Actinopteri; Semionotiformes; Lepisosteidae
Product: ras-related protein Rab-38
Biological process (GO): endosome to lysosome transport; phagosome-lysosome fusion
Cellular component (GO): trans-Golgi network; Golgi apparatus; phagocytic vesicle
Molecular function (GO): GTPase activity; GTP binding
Source: RefSeq, a predicted model, not a curated record
GCUAAGCAUUAUACAUUUCACAUUCCGAAAUUCACACAGUUGCAUAUUAGAAACUGAAUUGUUAGAGUAUAAAACAGAUUAGAACGACAGAUUUGAACUUUCUGUUCUUGGAUAGAUCAUAACUCAGGUUAGAAAACGUUCAGUUUAAAUAUUACCUCGGAUUUGUUUAUGGCACAUAAGGAGUUAGGAGUAUCAGAAAAUUUCCUGUUGAAUAGAAACGAGACCAGUGCUUAGGGCUAGUUACAGAUGGCCUUUCUCUUUCUGCCUGUGAGCGGGAGGUUGGCAAUCACAAGUUUAGCAGCGUCUUGUCACUCCUCUAGCAAAAAGUCCUCUGGGCGUUACUUCUCCAUUUAUACAACUCCACUCCUUAUUUGUAAUUCUCAAUGAAUAAGGAUUAUACGGGGCAUGAUCUGCGUCAGUAGCCAUCAGCACUCGCCAUGCAGAACAACCAAAAAGAACAUCUUUACAAGAUUUUAGUAAUCGGGGAUUUAGGAGUGGGGAAGACUAGCAUUAUCAAGCGCUAUGUCCACCAAAAUUACUCCCCGAAUUACAGAGCUACCAUCGGUGUAGACUUCGCACUGAAAGUUUUGAACUGGGAUACAGAAACUAUUAGACUGCAGUUAUGGGACAUAGCAGGUCAAGAGAGGUUUGGAAACAUGACACGUGUUUAUUACCGAGAAGCCAUGGGGGCAUUUAUUGUCUUUGACGUGACAAGACCCUCAACAUUUGAAGCAGUGACAAAAUGGAAGGAGGACCUGGACUCAAAACUGACUCUAUCUAAUGGCAAUAAUGUUGCUACAGUGCUCCUGGCAAACAAAUGUGAUCAAGGGAGAGACGUGUUAACAAACAAUGGGAUCAAGAUGGACCAAUUCUGCAAAGAAAAUGGCUUUGUGGGAUGGUUUGAAACAUCAGCAAAGGAGAACAUAAACAUAGAUGAAGCUGCCAAUUGCCUGGUGAAGCACAUCAUCUCCAUUGAAAAUGAUAUUCUGCAGUCAGAGGAUCCAGAUACAAUUUCACCUGAGCUCAGGUCCUCAAAAAAUUACACCUGCUCAGCCUGCUCUACAUCCUAGAACUAUCCAGAUAGCUAUGUGGCAAUUGGGUGGAUGACAGAGGUGUUCGGUUCAGAAUAAAGUAUUUGACCGAUAUGUAUUUCUAUCUGAGGCCUUCAAUGUGUGAUUCUAAAAAAAUACAACACAACAUUGCAAGACACAAAACAUCAGAGAACUUAAUUAUGAAACCUAAAAAAAGUGAGGAAAAAAUGUAAUAUAUUAAAAGAGCCAAGUUAAGUUUCAUAACCGGGUGGGCUGAAAGGCCUCCUUUUAUUUGUAAGCUUUAUUGUAUUUAUUUUUUCCAGCGAAGGGUAUUCCCUGAUCUACACUAAUGAAUGUACAGUACUACCAAAACAGGCUCCUUGGCAUAUAAUGCCACCCAGAGAUGCUUUUGCAGAACAAAAACAUCAAAACCCUUAUUUUAUCAUUUAAAAGAAGGUAUUCAGUAAUGUGGGGAGUACCGUACAUAACAAGAAAUAAAAGUUAGAAAACAUCAUGCUUUUGGUUUCCAGAACAAUAUGAAAUAAAAAUUUGUAUUUAUUUGUUUAUUUAUUUUUUUGUCCUGGGAGGUCAUUCUCAAGAGACUGACAUUUCAACAGUUGUUAGAUUAUUAGUUGUAUGAAUUCUUGGAUCAUGGAUACAGGCUACUAAACAAUCAGUAGUCUAAAACAUAAUGUGUUUUUGAAAAAAAACAAAACAAAGGACAAGAGGUAUCAGAUUUUACACUUCUGAGGUAAAGCCUUUAGAAACAAACCCUUGAGAAGACUUCAGAGAUACAGUAUCUACAUCUGUGCUACAACAAAAAACAAAGUAUCUACACACAUCACUGAUACUCCCUCUGAGAGAUUCCUAGGAUUCCUACUGUAUAAGGUGUGCUUGUGUUUACAUCUGUACCUUCACAAAAAGCCAAGGACAUUUCAAGACAUUUAAUUCUUCAUUUUUUGUCUUCAGGGACUAAGGUUGUUUGUGUAUGUGUAUGUAAUUUACUCAUUACCUUUACAUAUGAAUUAGCUGAAAAAAAAUGUUAAACCAUUGUAUUUGCUAAACCAUUUAGAUUAUAUGAGUACAUGUACAGUAAAUACACAAAUGUAGCAGUUUUAUACUAUUUUCUUUAACUAUUUGUGUGCUGAGAACAUUAAUUAGAAUUCAACUGAUGGUAUGUCAGUAGCUAAGCAAAAGUGUACAGUAUAUAAAAUCUACAGUAUAUAUGAAAUACAUCACAUCAUCACUAAUUGGAUAGUUUUGUUUAAAAAUGUAGAUAUGUAGCUAUUUACCCACUCUGUGUUAGCUUUAUUAUCACUGUUCAUUGAGAGCAUUUGAAAGUUAUUUCUUACAUAAGGCUUAAGUCCUGGGGAUCUCUAGAACUGACAGUGUUGCUUAAUUGUUUUGUAUUUUGUCUUCUGCUACUGAAAACAUUACCAAGGGUGUGUGAGAGUUUCUAUAGCAACAGAGAAGCAGCCUGGAGAGACCAAUGUACAGUUUUCAUGGUGCUUUUUUUACUGUAAGCUACUGUACAUUUUAAGAGCAUUGUCAGAUCAUGGUAGAAAUACUGUAUCAGAUAAAAUGAACAAGAAAUCAUUGAAGUGAAUAAAGUAGGUGGUUAUAGUGUU